AUAGAGUCCACUCUUUUAAAUCAAUAUAUCUGCCUUCAAGAUCACUCUCUCUCUCAUUUCCUCGCGACCCGAACAACAUACGGAGAGAGCUUAGACUUCAUCUGAUUUUAGGGUUUCCCUUCCUAUCUAAUUUCUUCAUCGUGAAGCCCUAAUCCUCGGAUCAGGUCUGAGCAUUCUGGUUGUUAGGCUUCCUUGAUAAGCUAAGUUUCAUGUCUGAGCUCGAAGCCCAGAUUCCUACUACCUUUGAUCCUUUUGCUGAUGCAAAUGCUGAAGACUCUGGUGCUGGGGCAAAAGAGUAUGUGCAUAUCCGUAUACAGCAACGGAAUGGUAGGAAAAGCUUGACUACUGUGCAGGGUUUGAAGAAGGAAUUCAGCUACAACAAGAUACUCAAGGAUCUCAAGAAGGAAUUCUGCUGCAAUGGCACUGUAGUACAGGACCCUGAAUUAGGGCAGGUUAUUCAACUUCAAGGUGAUCAGCGGAAGAACGUAUCUACCUUCCUUGUCCAAGCUGGCAUUGUGAAGAAGGAAAAUAUAAAAAUCCAUGGUUUCUGAGUUCCAGUAACUCAAUUCUCUGCCUGGUGCAUUCCCCUCCUAUGUUGGUGCGGAAAUUGUUUGAACUUUAGAAUCUAUUUAAGCUGCUAAAUCCCUAGUCAUGUUGGUUUGAUAUGACAUAAAAGAUCUGUUUUAAGUUAUUUAUUUUCUAUAAGCUGGUUCUGUGUGGGAUGAUGAUGAUGGCAAAUGUGUCUGUAAGCUCCUCUCUUCUGAAUGGUUACUGUUAUAAGAAGUUGAACUGUGAGAAUAUAUUUCUUUUCCUUUUGGAUGCAAUUUUCUAAAAGAUUCCUGCUUUUUAUCA
Messenger RNA from Jatropha curcas, 852 nucleotides. Its product is annotated as protein translation factor SUI1 homolog 2. Gene Ontology annotation, molecular function: translation initiation factor activity. Lineage: Eukaryota; Viridiplantae; Streptophyta; Magnoliopsida; Malpighiales; Euphorbiaceae. Gene Ontology annotation, biological process: translational initiation. The record is from RefSeq and is a predicted model, not a curated record.